UAGGGUUUCCUGUAACUAGCACUGGCUGGCAGUCGGUUGGAUUCACACUCUCUUUCCCCCUCCUAUCUCUAUGGUAACUGGUUGAUAUUUGACUGUCUAUUGACCUGCUGGUAGUGAAACACAGUUCCCUUGACCAAGUUUCCAGACCGACCUCUCGUUCACUCUUCAAUCUGUUCUCCCUACCGAGGCGAUGGUGCGGUGGUUGUCAGUGCUGCUGCUGCUGCUGCUGCUGCUGUGUACCAAGGCUGUCACCUCAGCGGAGCCAGAAUGCCACAACUUCACCAAGCUGCCGUUCACGGACACCAUCAUCGGAACGCCGCUGGUAGUGCGUCUGCUUCUGUACACGAGCAAGAACACCACGUGCGGCCAGCUGAUCAACGCCACCCACACCAGGCCGCUGGACGUCAAGAAGAAAACCAUCUUCGUCAUCCACGGCUACCGGCCGUUUGGCUCCCCCCCUAACUGGCUGGCGAUGGUGAUCGAGACCAUACUGGACGUGGACGAUGUCAACCUCAUCAUCGUCGACUGGAACCGAGGCGCCACCACCAUGGUUUACUCUGCCGCUGUCGCCAACACCAAGAAGGUGGCCGCCAUCUUGGAACCCGUGAUUCACAACAUUCUGCAUAACGGCGGCUCGCUGGACUUGAUCCAUAUGAUUGGCGUGAGUCUGGGCGCUCACAUAUCGGGUUUUGUCGGCAGCAGGUUCGAUGGGAAGAUCGGCCGGAUAACAGGUCUGGACCCGGCGGGACCGCUGUUCACAGGGAAAGGAGUGGACGACAGGCUGGAUCCGGCCGAUGCCCAGCUGGUCGACGUUCUCCACACGGACAUUGACGCUCUCGGCUACCGCGAGUUCCUGGGUCACAUCGAUUAUUAUGCGAAUGGAGGAGCUGACCAGCCCGGCUGCCCGGCGACCAUAUUGGGUGGGAAACGUUAUAUGGUGUGUGACCACCAGAGGUCAGUCUAUCUCUACGUCAACUCCAUGAACAUUUCCCGCAACAUCACUGUAUAUCCAUGUGGAUCCUACGCAGAAUUCCUGGAUGCCCGCUGCACACGGAGAGACGGCACCUAUCCCAUAUUUGGUUAUCACCUUGAGAAGUGGAGAAACAGCAGCAGCGUCAUGAAAUUUCCGAAUAAAGUCUUCUUUCAAACCUCCCCUGAUGAACCCUUCUACAUGUUUUAUUAUCUUCUGGACAUCGUUUCCUGGAACAAAAAUCCCCGGAAAGGCUACAUAACAAUUGGACUAACAGGAAGAGAUGGAACGGUGGUCAAGUCAGAAACUAAUCACCAUGGGAAAAGCUUUGAGCGGUUCCGUGAGACGACGCUCCUCGUCAGCGUGGACAAGGACCCGGGGGACGUGACCGGCAUCUCACUCACGUACAGCUCCUCCACCCUGGUGGAACACAAACUCACCCUGGGGCUGCUCCGCGUACGGCUGAGGUCACUGACCCACCCGCAGAGGCCUCACCUGUGCAGGUACGACGUGGCUCUGGAGAGGGAUGAGGAGGUGAGGGUGGAACUCUUCCCGUGCCAGCAGCAGGAGAUGUAGACACAGGCCGCUUCUCUGGGUUAUUUCUGCCUAAAGUACACAAUUUGCAUAAAACCAUCAAUUUUACAAAA
This is a messenger RNA of Leucoraja erinaceus (little skate), 1617 nucleotides long. RefSeq names its product lipase member H-like. Gene Ontology annotation, biological process: lipid metabolic process. The record is from RefSeq and is a predicted model, not a curated record. Gene Ontology annotation, molecular function: protein binding; lipase activity; carboxylic ester hydrolase activity. Lineage: Eukaryota; Metazoa; Chordata; Chondrichthyes; Rajiformes; Rajidae.